GUUUAGCUAAAUCCUACUCAGGUCCAUGUCAAAAAAAUAGAGCAAAACCUAGAAAUUGAGGUACGUAUCGUCAUAAUGUAUAAUCCAAAAUCGAAUUGAUUCAUCGCAAAUUCAAUUUGAAGGAAAAAUCCCCAAAUCAUAAAAUCCACUAAGAAAUCAAGAAAAACAUGUACAUGUCCGAGAAACCCCAACGGCAGCAAGAAUCCGCCGUAGAUUUCUACAAACCAGAAGCCGGGCCUCUCCAAAACACCGCCAUGAUCAUCCAGCUCCCGCCCCACCACCUCCCCGACGACGGAUCGCCGCCCCUCGCGGCCGAGGACGCCAUCCCGGCCCCCAGCGUGGCUCCUUCCAGCCACCCCGCCGCGCCGAAGAGAAGGGCCGAGACGUGGGUGCAGGAGGAGACGAGGUCUCUCAUUUCGUUCCGGAAAGAGAUAGAUAUGCUGUUCAACACCUCGAAAUCGAACAAGCACUUGUGGGAUAACAUUUCUUUGAAGAUGAGGGAGAAAGGGUUUGAUAGGUCUCCGACUAUGUGUACUGAUAAAUGGAGGAAUCUGUUGAAGGAAUUCAAGAAGGUGAAGCAGAAUAAUCGGGAUGGGAGUGGGAAUGGGUCGGCUAAGAUGAACUAUUAUAAGGAGAUUGAGGAGAUUUUGAGGGAGAGGGGCAGAGAUGGGCCGCCUAAUUGGAAGAGUUCUGAAGGCGGGAACGGUGCUGGGGCUCCCAAAGUUGAUUCCUUUAUGCAGUUUUCUGAUAAAGGUAUUGAUGACGCCAGUCUUACUUUUGGGCCGGUAGAAGCUAAUGGCAGGUCGACUCUCAACUUAGAGCGACGUUUGGAUCAAGAGGGGCACCCUCUUGCUAUAACUGCUGCUGAUGCUGUUGGAGCGAGUGGAGUUUCUCCGUGGAAUUGGAGGGAGACGCCCGGAAGUGGCGAACAGACUAAUACGUAUGAUGGAAGGGUGAUAAUAGUUAAACUUGGAGAGUAUACGAAGAGAAUAGGGAUUGAUGGCAGUGCAGAUGCCAUCAAGGAAGCCAUCAAAUCUGCUUUCAGGUUAAGGACUAAACGUGCAUUUUGGUUGGAAGACGAAGAUAAUGUGGUCAGGUCACUCGACAGAGACAUGCCUCUUGGAAACUACACUCUCCACGUUGAUGAAGGGCUGACAAUAAAAGUGUGCGUCUACGAGGAAUCUGGGCCGAUGCCGCACACUGAGGACAAAACCUUCUACACGGAGGAUGAUUUUCGCGACUUCCUCUCACGCCGUGGGUGGACUUAUCUGAGAGAGUACAAUGGAUAUAGGAACGUCGAUAGCAUGGACGAGCUGUUGCCCGGAGCUAUCUACCGUGGGGCCAAUUGACCGCGGUUUGUUUCUGGCAUUUGCAACAAUUAGGGUAAGCAUGAUUUGCAAGGGAAAUGUGGAAAUAAUUCUUAAGUACAAAAAUGGAAUUUAGCAUUGCUUUACCCUUGAAACUCUAGUGUAAAUGUGGGAUUUUGUUGAAUUGUUGUAUGAUGUAUAUCAGUUAUUAAUGUCUAUUCUAUAAUUGAUGCUUGUUACUUCA
Molecule: messenger RNA, 1551 nt
Organism: Salvia hispanica
Lineage: Eukaryota; Viridiplantae; Streptophyta; Magnoliopsida; Lamiales; Lamiaceae
Product: trihelix transcription factor GT-4-like
Source: RefSeq, a predicted model, not a curated record